AUGGAAACUGGUGUUUGUACAAUCGUUGCGGCCGCUAACCCCGUGAUGGUUGUGCGUGUAGAGGUUGUGAUAGUGCUGGUGUUUGUGGUGGUAAUAAUGGCAGGAGAGGUACGGCAAGUCUACUUCUUCGCCGAUGUGAUUGUGCGAAAGUCAAGCCAAGUCAAGCCCAGUCAAGCUAAGUCAAGCCAAGUCAAUGAUAGCCCCCAAGAAAUUCUUUUAAAGAAAGAAAAGGAAGCUUGCCCGAAGAAAACGAGCGUUGCAAGUCCAAACUUGAGGAUGUGUACCAUGUUGAGGAUGUCGACGGCUGAUGAUAGCUCUCGAAGUUGGUGGUAGUUAGAAGUCAGUAUUCCUCGCCGU
Hyaloscypha bicolor E is the source of this 357-nucleotide messenger RNA. RefSeq lists its product as uncharacterized. The record is from RefSeq and is a predicted model, not a curated record. The transcript has 2 exons. Lineage: Eukaryota; Fungi; Ascomycota; Leotiomycetes; Helotiales; Hyaloscyphaceae. Bases 1 to 333 code for a protein of 110 amino acids.